CUCAAAAUCGUCACGCAUCCCCGCAGCUUGUCACUCUCCUACCUUUUGGGCCCCCCCUUCCCUCCCCGCUGCGGCCAUCUCCCCUUGGACAUUCCGGAAUCUCAUUGAUUUUAACGCCGCCCGCUCGGAUAUAACUCAAGUAGUCAAGAUGGCGGCCGAAUCGCAACAAAUUGACUAUACCCUCAACAACCCCGACACCCUCACCAAGUACAAGACUGCCGGCCAGAUCUCCGAGAAGGUCCUGGCCGAGGUGUCUAAGCUUUGUGUCGCUGGCAGCAAGGUCGUCGACAUCUGCGAGCAGGGUGACAAGCUCAUCGAGGAGGAGAUUUCCAAGGUCUUCCGAGGCAAGAAGAUCACCAAGGGCUUCUCGCACCCAACCACUGUCUCUCCUGCUGCCUUUGUCACUCCUUACACCCCGCUCAAGUCGGAUGAGAAGGAGGCCGCUGUCGAGCUUCAGCCUGGCGAGCCCGUCAAGAUCCAGCUGGGCGCCCAGAUCGACGGGUUUGGCACCAUUGUGUGCGACACUGUUCUGGCGAGGAAGGCCGAUGAGGAACAGGCUGUGAUCGAGGGUCGGACAGCCGACCUGCUCCUGGCGACCUACUAUGCCAACGAGGUCCUGCUGCGGCUGAUGAUUCCUCCCGGGCUUCUGGCUCAGGGCACCGACGAGGAGAAGGCCAAGGCGGCCGCUGCCAAGCCCCCGACCCAGGCCAAGAUCACCAGCCUCCUGGAGAAGGUCACGCAGGCGUACGAUUGCAAUCUUGUCGAGAGCACUACCUCGUGGCUCUUUGACCGGAACGAGAUCGAGAGCAACAAGAAGAUCGUCAUCGCACCCGGCGAAAACACCAAGGGCGAGGGCGUCCCCGCCGUCGGCGAGGUCUGGGGCGUGGAGAUGGGCGUCAGUCUCGGGUCGGGCAAGGUCAAGCAGUUCGAGCAGCGGACGACCCUCCACCGUCGUACCACCAACACGUAUUCCCUCAAGCGACCUACCUCGCGCAAGAUCCUCUCCGAGGUGCAGAAGAAGUUCGGUACCUUCCCGUUCAGCCUGCGGCAGCUUGACGACGAGCGCGACGCCAAGUCUGGUGUCAUCGAGUGCGUUCGUGGGAAUGUCUUCCGCCAGUAUGAGGUUACGGGUGACAAGGACAACGCCCCCGUGGCCAGGCUGCUGACCACUAUCGCCAUCACCAAGAACGGCAUCACCAAGUUGGGUGGCCCGCCGGCUUUGGACCUGAGCAAGGUCAAGUCGGACAAGAAGAUUGAGGACGAGGAGAUCCUCAAGAUUCUGGAGCAGCCGCUAGCCCGGAACACGGGUAAGAACAAGAACAAGAAGAAGAAGAAGAAGAAGCCGGCCAAGAAGGAGGCCAAGGAGGAAGAGAGCGAGGAGGAAGAGAGCGAUGACGAGUAAGGGCUGCAAGGGCGGAUCGAACGGGAGCGGCGCUUCUUCGUACGAUCCUUGAUGUCGA
Thermothelomyces thermophilus ATCC 42464 is the source of this 1460-nucleotide messenger RNA. RefSeq lists its product as uncharacterized. The record is from RefSeq and is a predicted model, not a curated record. Bases 149 to 1402 code for a protein of 417 amino acids. The transcript is spliced from 4 exons. NCBI's taxonomy places the organism in Eukaryota, Fungi, Ascomycota, Sordariomycetes, Sordariales, Chaetomiaceae.